Penaeus indicus is the source of this 9520-nucleotide messenger RNA. RefSeq lists its product as uncharacterized. Gene Ontology annotation, molecular function: DNA-binding transcription factor activity; RNA polymerase II cis-regulatory region sequence-specific DNA binding. The transcript has 3 exons. The coding region runs from base 675 to 8186 and encodes 2503 amino acids. NCBI's taxonomy places the organism in Eukaryota, Metazoa, Arthropoda, Malacostraca, Decapoda, Penaeidae. The record is from RefSeq and is a predicted model, not a curated record. Gene Ontology annotation, biological process: regulation of transcription by RNA polymerase II.
CAGUUGAUGAGGCAGAAGUUGCUCAUCCACCAGUUGAUGCAGCAGAAGUUGAUCAUCCACCAGUUGAUGCAGCAGCAGUUGAUCAUCCACCAGUUGAUGAGGCAGCAGUUGAUCAUCCACCAGUUGAUGAGGCAGCAGUUGAUCAUCCACCAGUUGAUGAAGUGAAAGUUGAUCAUCAGCCAGUUGAAGAGGGUCUACUUAAUCAUCCACCAGUAGGACAUUCACCAGGUGAUGAGGCAGUAGUUGAUCACUGUCUAGUGGAUGAGGCUUCAGUCCAUCAUCCACUAGAAAGCAAAGCUAUUGUAGAGCCUACAGCAGUAGAUGCCAGUAGGGAUGACCAUCCAUCAGAAAAUAACACUAAAAUAGAGCCUCUAUCAGGUGGGGAUACAGUAGCUCACCCAGCAACUAACAAUACUCUUACUGAUCACCCAUCAGCUGAUGAUUGUCCUUUUGGUCAGCUACUUGUGGAUCAGCCACAAACUGAGGAUACUCAGAAGGACUAUCUACACACUGGUGAUUCAGUUGUUGAUCCAGAAGCUACCGAGGGCUUAGAUCAAUCACCAUCUGAAUCCAUCUUGGAUCAACCUGCAACCAAGGAUGCAGUUGUUGAUAAUCCAGCAGCUGAGGUGUAUCCAGCAGCUGAGGAUAAUAAAACCGACCUUCUGUUGGACAGCAUGCUUAAUUCUGCAGACAUUAUUGACAAAACAGACACAGCUGUUGAGAUUCCAGUUUUUAAGCAUGAACAUGUGGAUUCUGCAGACUUUCAUACAACUGAUGAAGUUUCAGAAGGUGUUCAUAAAGCAUCUGAGCUUUCAGUGGGCAUUAGUAAUACAACAGAGAUUACAGACAGUAUACGUGCAAUGUCUGUAGCUACAGAUGGUAAUCAAGCAACAGCUGAGGGCAUUCUCCAAAAUACAGAGGCUAUAGAUGAAAGUAUUAUAACAUCUGACUUCACAGAUAGACAUACCAAAGCUGAGGUUACUGAAGACAAAUGUGCUACACCUGAUAGUAUGGAAUGUGGGCCUUCCAAAGUACUAGUAGAUGUUGCAGUUGAGGAGAGUGAUGUUAACCUUGGUCCUGAGGUGGCUGAAACUCCAACAGAAGGUACUAGUGUUUCUGAACUUUCUAUUGUUCAAGAUGAGUGUAUUACAAAUGAGCCAUCUGUAUCUGAGUCUGACUUUAAAGAAACCAUUUCUCCUGCAUCUGAAACAGAAAUAAUAAAAGCAAACACAGGGGAAACAGAGCCAGACAUUUUCCCAUGUGAAGGAUUGCCACCAAAUGAAGACAGAACUGGCAGUGAAAAUGAGGGUCCCAAUGCAUUUGAGCACAAAUUUGAAGUUGUUAGUGAUAUUAAAUCAUUAACCAGUCCUGUCUCUAAUGAAGUGUCGACUGUAGAUGGAAAUGGUGGUGUUUGUGAAAAGAUAGUUGAAAGUUGUAGACCCGAUUGCAAUAAAAGUAGUGAAGUAACACAGAGUGGGGUUGAGUCUGUAGUACAGUCUUCAUAUGAAACUGGAAACCAACAUGUAGUUGGCAACAGCUCUGAUUUUGAAAUUGCACAAGAUAGUACUGGAUUCCAUCAACCAACUAGUACAUCACAGCAACUAGAAACUAAAAUUGGUGAGGACAUUAGUUCAGAAGCUGAAGUUUUAAAAGAGAAAAGUCCACUGAUGACUGACGAUACAGAGAAGAUGGACAGAAAACCAGAACCUGUAACAUUGUGUCCUCUUUGCAUGAAGACUUUUAAUCAGCCAUUAGAUGUACAUCUUGCAGAGUUUCACAUUUGUAACCACUUCAUUCCAGCAAAAAGAACACAGGCUUAUAAGUUGCAUAUGCUUCAAAGAGUUAAAGACAUCUCUCGUGUAACAGAGGCGAUUGACACUCAGGAAUUUGUAUAUGUUUGUCGUUCUUGCCAGUUUGCAAGUAAGGAUAUUAAUGCAGUCAGAUUUCAUGUUAACAUUCAUGAGGAUGUUUAUCAAGCCAUUCCUGGCAAAAUUUCUUGUGAAUGUAAUCAGAGGAAAUAUUCUUAUCCAUUUCAUAAAUGGAAACACCUACUUCAUUGCAGUACUUAUGAAUGUAUGAUAUGCAAUUUCUAUUUUGCAUGUGAAAAAGGACUUUUGAAUCACCUUCAUGCUUUGCAUUUUAGUGAAGGCACUUGUAACAGUUGUAAAAUGGAAGUAACACGAGACAGCAUGUUAGCACAUGCUUGUCUUACCUCAUGCAAAAAUGAUUCAGAAACUCUGGAUUUGGAACCAGAGGAAUCAAAUAUAAACUUCAGGUUUGGAUUGUCAUGGAAUACCCUUGACAAUUAUAUCAACUAUUUAGAUGGUAAAGAUUUUAGACUAAAUACUUCUUCUAAAUUGAUGGAUCCUAAUCUUGAUAGAAGUUACCUGAAAUUUCCAAUAAAAAAUGUGCUAAGUGAAGCAGUAGUACCUGAUGAAGUAAAGUUGGACCCUGGGAAAGAUAUUGGAAAGUAUAUGAAGGGAAAGAAAAAUAUCAAGCUAACCCUCAGUGAGGAAAGCUAUGGCAUUGUGAAGAACUUUCAUUUAUCAGUACAGUUUGAUCUUGAAAAGAAGUUAGGCAGAAAGGGAAGAAGGGGCCAAGGUUUCAUUCCAAGAGCCAAGCGUGAGGAUGAUUUAUUUGAUGUUUUGGGUUUGGGAACCAUUCGAUCGAGAGGAUCUAUGAGACAAGAGCUGGGUGAUCCUUCUAAUAGUCCAAGAACAAAGAAGGGCAGAAGCAAGGCCAAACAAGAAGCAAAUAAGGAGGAAAGUGACUCUCAUGGACAGGACUUACCCAGUCUAACUCGCACGAGAUCAGGAAUGCAGCCUGUGCGAGAAGGGGAUGACAAGAUUUAUGAAACACCUGGUCCACAAUCUGAGCCAGGGAUUGUGAUUGAUGGAGAGUGGACCAAAAAUCACACAUACAUUUGCUGUUCUUGUGGAGCAGGAUACUUGGAUCUUGCUGACAUGAUGGACCACAAAUGGGAGUCACAUCCGUCGGUGUGGUGUGCUCAUACCAUGAUUCAGGGGCAGGGAGAUGUCCCAGCUAGCUUCUGCAGACAGUAUCAGCCACCUACCUCUCAACCACCCAAACUUCCACUACCUGGUACCACUCCCAAACAAACCCCCUCCAGUACACCAAGUCGAAGGAAUUCAGAUGCAAACACACCUACCCCAGCUGAGAAGCCUCAGUACAUCUGCUCGCUUUGUAAGCUCGAGUUUCAAGAAAGAACUCUGUUCCAUGCACAUUUGGUAGAGUGUGGAGGCCUCAAUCAUGUGGCAUCUUCCAAGAAAAAGAAUAAGAAAGGUUUCAGGUUCAAGCGACGCAAGGGUCAGGGCGUACCAAGCAACCGUUACGGCAACAGUUCCCAGCCCGGCACUCCACUCAAGGCAAAGCCGGGUGAUAGGUCAUCAGGCCUCAACACUCCACAGCUGGACAGGACCUCGCAGGGGGCCUUCCAGUCCUCAGGUGUCAAACGUCGCCUCGAACUGGCCGUCGGCUCCAUUGACAAUGCCGAGCUGAAGAAUCGCUUGAAGGCCAUCAUCACCGGGUCGAGGAAAACUACAGGGAAUGUGGCUGGUAUGUCCAGCCGCCGAACUAUCAGAAUGAAAUUGCGUAAGAAGGCACUCGAGACUAAGAGACUCAGGAAGACAAGGCACAGUGACAGAGUUAAGGAGAAUGUCUCAAAGCAACAGGAAAAGGGGAAGGAAGAGGGAGGCAAAGAGGAGAAAAAGGGCAAGGAGGAAGGCAUAAAGACCCAAGCUAAAAAAGGCAAAGAGGAAACUGCUAGAGAGGAAGAGAAAGAGGAGGAAAAUUCUGCUAAAGGCAAAAAAGUGAAAGUGACAAAGAACGUAGAGGGGAGUGGAGAAAGUUCUAUGAAAGACAAGGAAAAAAAGGACAAAGUUGCUGGUGGGAAGGGCUUGAAGGAUGAGAAUGGUGACAGUGAGAAUGACAGUGCAAAGAAAAUUACAAGGAGAAGAGGAAGUGCAGAGCAGCCAAAGCAGAGUAAAAAAGCCAGAAGUGUUAGUGACAAGGUGGGGAUGAACCAAAAGGUCAUGAAGAAAAAACAGACCAAGGGGGAGAGUAGUGAACCGGUGCCCAACAUCAAAGAGCUUAGUACAAAGUCUACCUCAGAAACCAUUGAUGUUUCUAAUAAUCUGAAAGUGACCAAGAAGAAGUCCAAGUAUAAGGAUGUAAAUAAAGAGAUUUUACUAGAAGAGAAAAGAUUACAAGCCUUGAAGAAGAUGAAUGGUGUAGUGGGACUUUCUGAUAGGGAACUGCAACCUGUGUGUAAGAUCAAGGAAUUGAAAAGCAAAACAAAGGUACCAGGGAGCAAAGUUGGGAGAAAACCCCUAAACCAAAAUCCAGGCAGCCAAGUGAUAGCUGAGGUAAAUUCCCAGAAAAAGAUCAGUGAUAAAAAGGAGCAGACUGCCAAGAAAAAUAUUGAAAACAUACGCAAGUCAGGAAUUGGCAAGGUAACUAUGUUAACAGGCAAAAAGAUCAAAGGUAGUAGAGCUCUUUCGGACUUGACCAUUGUCAAGGUUGCCAAAAAAAUUGGUAAAAAGAAGCAAGUAGGUAUGGAAACAGGUGUCCCAAUGGAAAAUGAAAUCAUAGUGCCGCUUUCCAUGCCUGCUGAAGAGAAAGAUGUUCUGGUGCAAAAGAAGGGUGUCAAAGCUAAGAAGUAUUUGACUGAGAAGAAAAUUGCCUUAACCAAGAAAAGAUCAGCAGUUCAUGGGAAACUGAACACUGAUGAAGAAUCAGGGGAUAGCCAAGAACAGAGUCUAAAAUACAACACAAUAAAAGCACCAGAAACAAGCGAGUUAUAUGACAUGAAGCUGAACAAGGAGCCUGUAAAGAAAAGUGUGUACUUAAUCUCAUCAAGUGAAGAGACAGAGGAUGAAUCUGAUGAUUCUGAGCCUGAAGUGAGCCGCAACUUCCGUACUGGUAGGCGCUGUGGUGGCAGGAUGGGGCUCAGGAACAAAAGGAAGCCACAGAACCAGCGCUAUUCUUUUAGGUCUUGUCUGGACCCAGAAGAAACUGAGAAUGACAAGGAUGAAAGAGAAAUAGUGAAGGAGAGCACUGUGCUAAAAACAAAAAUUGAAGAAACAAAAGAUGAAUUGCCAUUGACCCCUAAGAGAAAGCGCAAAAUAGCAAACUAUGAAGAUGAUGAUGAUUUCACUUACAUGCCCUCAGGAAAUUCCACAGACCUUGAAGAGGAAUCUUCUGAUGGCUUAGAGGAAUCAGAGAGAGAGAUUUCUACCAGCCUACGAAAGAGAAGGAAGACCACCGUGCUGAGUUCUGACAGCGAAGGCCGCAAGCCUGCCAGAAGAGCAACAUUGCAAAGAAGGGGUAGCACACUCACCAGUGAAGGGGAGACCUUUGACGAUUCCUAUGAUGAGAAUGCGACCAAACCCAUAAAUACAUCACUUUAUUUAGACGUUUCCAAGAAUUCUAAGGUGCUGAUCGAAAGAAAGAUACCAAAGAAAAAGAACAUGAGAUUACAAUGUCUAGUUUCUCAGGCUAUGAAGAGUGAGGAGAAUCUUGAGAGACUUGGGCAGAAAGGGUCGAAAAAGAACAGGGAAAGUAAUCAAUCUGUCAUCGGUAGCAGUGAAGAUGAGAGAAGGACUUCAGGGAAACUGAGAGUAAGAAAAUUGCCUAACACAACAGAUGAUUCGCAGGAAAGUGAAAGCACAGUAGAUGAUGAUUGUGUAGGUAAGGUAACUUCGGUACCUGUUCCCACCAAGAGAAAAAAGACAACUAAGAAACCUGUCCUAGCAUUAACUCCUCUUGUAGAAACCAGUUUGGCCAAUAACAUUCGUAAAUAUGAUGACGACGACGAUGAUGAUGAUGAUGAAGAUAACUUACCUCUUGCUACUAUUGCUCAACUAAAAGGUCGUAGUUUACCUAGAAGAAUAGCCAUGUCGAAUAUAAUCAAGGAAAAAGUUAAAAGUGUUGCCGUCAAGAGCAGAAAGUUGACUAGUGGUGUUCAAAAGCAUUUGCCUAGACAAGUCAUGGAUACAGGCACAGCUGAUUCUGAAUCCUCAGGCUUUGAAGGUUUUGUUCCUGUAUCUAUCAAGAAAAAUAAGAGAAGAAUAGGUUUGAAACACAAAUCCAAAAUCACAGUCCCAAUGGCAGCUUCAGAAAAUGAGCUUGACACAAGUAGCAACACAGAAUUAUCUUCUUCCCCAAAACCAAAAAGAAAAUGCACUGUGUCAAAGAAAAUUGAAAAUAAUUCCACAGAAAUCCUGGUGUCCAAAAGUACAAAGGACAAAAACAAAAUCUUUUAUACCAAAGCAAAUAAUGAAGAGAAACCAAAUGCCUUCAACAUACAGUCUUCAAAAGCAAGUCAAAGCAGCACAAAUCUAGAAGCAGAAGCACAGCAGAACAGCACAAAUCUAAAAACAGAUACACAGAAGACUAGGAAAUAUAUCAGAAAGUCAACAGAAACUCUCACAGCAAUGCCUGUUCUAGAACCUCUUAGUUGGCAAGAAGCAGAUUCUGAGACGCCAUCAACAGAUACUGGAGAUAUUUUGAGCAGUAGUGAAGGUGAUAUCUCUCAGAAACAGCCAGCCAAGGUGAGGAGGAGGAGAUCAUCAGUUGAAAAAAUCAAAGACAUUCCAACUAGAUCAUCUGCCAUACUGUUGCAAGAGACUCCAGCCCCUCUGGAUUUGAAAGCUGUUGGCACAAGUGGUAAUCUUAAUGAACCUACAGUAUUGGAGAACAUACAACCUGUGUGGAAAAACAAAGUGCCAGUUCCACCAAAACCAAGGAAGAGAAGAACCAAGUCAUCUCAUGAAUUGUUGCCGCAGAAUGAAUCAACUGUAAAUGUUCCUCAAGAAAAUGAAGUGGCUAGUAAAACAGAUGUUGGAAAAGUCAAAAAGGCAAAGCGAAAGCGAGCUUCCUCCAUGUCUAACAUACCUGGUGUGGAAGCUGAGAACUUGAAAAAUCCUCUGAGAGUGAACACAGGAGGAGGCUCUAAAAAUGUCAGUGCCAAAUCACCAAAGAAGAAUUCUGAAGGUCAGAAAAGAAAGAAGAAUACCCCAAAGGAUGACAUGCACGAUCUGAAAUGUGUAGAUUGUGGCUUACGAUUUGGAUCUGUUGCUUCUCUGGAGGAUCACCAACAGGAUUGCGUAACAAUAGCCUUUGAAAUGAGUUUGAUGGAGGCUGAGGACCACCUUUUUGAGUGCCCACAUUGCCAUUUAACCUUUGCACUUAAAGGCACUCAAAGAAAACACACCACCUCUUGCCGCCUUGCCAAAUCUAAGAAAACACCACAUCGGAAUGAUGUAAAGGCCAUGAAAAGAAUGAAUAGAACUGCAGCUGCUCCUCAAGACCCACUGCUUCCUGAUGCAGCAGAUUCAAGUUUAGUGGCCAAUCCAUGCCAGGGAGCACCAGUCAAGUCCAGGAGACGAAGCAAAGAAAAUGUUGCUAGUGAUGAGGGAGUGAAUGCAGCAUCCCCACUGAAGGACAGCUUUAAACAGAACUUUGUCAACAUUUCUGAGGUAGCAGACAAAAGUGAUAGUGAGAAACAAGUGGAAAAAAGUAAAAAAUUGACUCCUAUUCCAUACAGUAAGAGUAACUCUAAAGUAAGAAAAGAAUUGCAAACAAAUGGACAACUAGAAAACUUUGAAGGUGUAGAUCUGUUUUGUUUAACAAAAAUUGAUGGUGUUCAGAAAUGUUUAGUGUGUGGAUAUGAAGUUUCAGAUAAAGAGUCAGUUGAUAAACAUCGAUUAUUACAACAGUUUACCCAUCACUGUCAACAGAAGACUGUUAUUGAAGUGUGUGCAUUAUUAACCAAUUACAAUCUUAGCAUUGACACUGUGCGAACGUUGAUAACCUCUGCCAGCAUUCUCCAUGGCUCUACAGUUUUAAAUCUUGAUGCCAAACAACAGUCUUAUGCUGAAAAUAACUCUGUUAGUACUGUUUCAGCAAAUAGUUGUGCUUUGCAAUUGAAAGAACUGCUAACCUCCCCACACUGCACUCGGAUUCUCUCAGUACUUGACACCAUAGCCAGUCACCACCGAACUAGCAGAACAGUGAGUAUUAGUGGGACCAGACAAGAGGCACUAAAAGCUGUUACAGCCCUUGAAGAAUUAUUGAAAGAAGUCUCUGAAAUUGAUAAUUCUAUUAAAAAGAACCGUAUGUUAAAGUCUAUGAGAGAAACUUUUGAAGCAGGGACAAUAAACUGAGUAUUGGCUAAAAAUAAAAUUUUAAAGGUUGUGAAACAAAUCUUAUAUAUUCGUUAAAUUGCAUGCAAUAAUGAUUUGUUGAAUUUAUAGUAUGCUGAAUAUUAUAUGUAUUAACAAGGGCAUUUUAUAUAAGCAGUAUAAAUAUUUGUAAGAAAAAAGGAAACAUAAUCAAAUACUUGAUCAUAUCUGUAUAUCACAUAUAAAAUGUUUACAUGCCAGAACUACCUGUAUGCUUGGACUCUUACCCCCACAAAAAAUUGUGUUAAGAUGUUGGAUAUGAAAAUAAUUUAGGAAUCAAAGUAUUUAUUGUAGACUAACAAUUUGUAUGAGAAAAUGGUAUGUAUUUAUGUUAAUGUUAGUCUAGAAUAAAUUAUUAAGGAGAUUUGAUUCUUUGAGUGAGAACAUGCCACGCACAUUGCACCAUGUGUAUAGGAUAGAGAAUAUUGGUAGUUUAAAGGCUAUUUCCUUUUUCCUAUGGCAGUGUGAGUGUAGCCUCAGAGACCCACUCAUGGAAAUUACUUCUGUGCUUUUAUAUGAACACUUCAUGGAAUGAAUGUCAGCCGGGAAAUGGAUGUGUUGAAAAACUCGGCAUUACUCAUCAAAAUUUGAUACGCAAAGAUUAUGCAGUUUUCUGUAUGCCCCUAGGAAUUCUCGACAGUAUACUUUUUUUUUUUCUUUUUUUUCUUCUUUCUUACUUUUACUUUUCUUGUGGUUUCUCAAAACCAGGAGGUGAUGUGUCCUGUUAGCAGUAUUGCAUUAGACAUCUCUAGUGAUUGGUGGCAUCCUGACGAUGCACAUAUUGAAAAAAAAUGUGCACACUUGGUGUCGUUUUGGAUCCAGUAAUAUAUAUAUAUAUAAUAUAUUUCUAUCGAAACUUGCUUAGACAUAGACAUUUGUAGGGAUAUGAAUUUUAGAUAUUGUAUCUAAAUGUCUCUUGAUCUCAGAAUAAGUCAGAUUUAACAUGUACAGUUUCAGUGAGGAGAUUAUCUAUGAACUAAUGUUUUAGCCUUGCUAAAACCAGUGUGCUCCAAUGAGGUUCUUAUAUUUUCUUGCAUGGAUGCUGCUGUACAGAGGCACACCUCAAUUAUUUUUCUGCUUCUCGUGAAUGAAAAGCAGCACAUGCUUACAGAUAUUUAUAUAUAUUUUUUGUUUUGUUUUGUUUCUUCAAACUUCCUGUAUUUAGGAGUAAAUACCUGACAGCAGUAGAUUACUCUUCUGUCACUUAUAAGACUUGUGCUGUGUUGUGUGUAAGUUUGUCUUUUCAUAUUAUUUAUAAAAUGCAUUUUUGUACUAAACUGUAAUAUAAAAUAAAUGGAGGUGCAUGACUUUCAUAA